Messenger RNA from Arachis stenosperma, 309 nucleotides. RefSeq lists its product as uncharacterized. The coding region runs from base 1 to 309 and encodes 102 amino acids. The record is from RefSeq and is a predicted model, not a curated record. The transcript has a single exon. NCBI's taxonomy places the organism in Eukaryota, Viridiplantae, Streptophyta, Magnoliopsida, Fabales, Fabaceae.
AUGAAAGCAGUGAUGAGGUUUGGGAAAAGAGGCAAGUUUAGUCCUCGCUACAUUGGUCCAUUUGAGAUAUUGGAUAGAAUAUGUGCAGUUACUUACCGCUUGGCAUUGCCGUCUGAGUUGUCUAUGAUUCAUCCAGUCUUUCACGUAUCAAUGUUGCACAAAUACCUUUCUGACCCAUCUCAUGUGCUCGCACCACAAGCCAUAGAGCUAAAGGAGGAUUUAUCUUUUGAAGAGGAACCAGUGGCUAUAGUUGAUCGCCAAGUGAAAAAACUACGUUGUAAAGAGAUACCAUCUGUGAAAGUUUUUUAG